CAGCCAAUCAUGUCGCGUUUUAUUGGCGUGUAGCACAUAUGUCCUCGCUUGUAAACACGUGCAGAAUACGCUGUCUCCGCUGCUUCUACUAUAAAGAUAAUCUGAACCAUAAUCACAUUUAUUAUAGAAAAUCGUUAAGAUGGCCAAAAGUCUCCGAAGCAAAUGGAAGAGAAAAAUGCGGGCAGAGAAAAGGAAGAAAAAUGCCCCCAAAGAAUUGGCCCGUCUCAAGAAGGCUCUUGGUACAGACGUGAAAGGCGAGGCUGUAAUGACAGACAUACAGGAUAUAACCACUGUGGUACCAGCUGACAAAAUAAAGAAACAAACAGACGUGGAAAUGACAGAAGAUACAGGGGAUGGUGAGAAAAUGGAUAUGGACAGCAAGCGCAAUAAGAAAACUCUGCUUAAUGAACAUGGACAGUAUCCUGUUUGGAUGAGUCAGCGUCAAGCCAAAAAAAUUAAAGGCAAACGGAUGGCUAAGAAAGGAGGCUCUAGCAAAAAGAAGAAGGGCAUUGCUUGGUAACAGACUUAUUUUGCCUGAAAAAUUAUCUAUGGACCUUUAAAGGAAUUGCAUCAUGUAUUGUUUGUUUGACCAAAUUGUUUAUGAAAAACUUUGCCAUACUUUUGCAAAGGUCUGUUUUUGUAAAGAAGUCAAACUGAAACCUCGUAUGAAAAACAAAGACUUAAUCAGACCUGG
This is a messenger RNA of Boleophthalmus pectinirostris (great blue-spotted mudskipper), 694 nucleotides long. It is a transcript of the gene llph, whose product is annotated as LLP homolog, long-term synaptic facilitation factor. NCBI's taxonomy places the organism in Eukaryota, Metazoa, Chordata, Actinopteri, Gobiiformes, Gobiidae. Gene Ontology annotation, cellular component: nucleolus. Gene Ontology annotation, biological process: dendrite extension. Gene Ontology annotation, molecular function: RNA binding. The transcript has 3 exons. The coding region runs from base 140 to 520 and encodes 126 amino acids. The record is from RefSeq and is a predicted model, not a curated record.